AUGCGAUGUCUUAUUACUCAUAGGGUGGAGAAAUUAUCAGAAGAAGAUAGCUGGGAAUUGUUCAAGCGAAGAGCAUUUUCACGAGGAGGAGUUUUAGAGACGGCGAAAUUUGCAGCCAUGGGAAGAAAAAUGGUGGAAAGGUGUGGUGGCCUGCCUUUGGCCAUAAAAGCACUAGAGGGUUUACUGCACUCUAAGAAGUCUGAGCAAGAGUGGUUGCGGAUUCAAGAUAGUGCAACGUGGGAUUCGAAUGAUGAUGUAUUGCCUUCCUUGAGGUUGUCUUAUGAUAAUCUACCUCAUUCUUCUCUAAAAAAAUGUUUUGCAUAUUGUUCAAUUUUGCCAAAGGAUUCUGAAAUCUGGAAAGAUGAAAUGGUAUGUAUCUGGAUGGCAUUAGGAUUCCUUUUGCCCCCUAAAGGUAGCAAUAAGCUGAUGGAAGAUAUAGGGAGCGAAUACUUUAAUAUAUUGUUGUGGAAUUGUUUGUUACAAGAUGGUGAAAGGAAUUAUGAAGGCGGCAUAUAUUCCUACAAGAUGCAUGAUCUAGUGCACGAUCUCGCACUAGAUCUAUCUAAACAUCAUUCGGUAACUGUCAAAGCUGAUCAUGAGUUAAACGAUAUUUCCAAGGCCAUAUAUGUGAGGGUUGAUGAAGGGAUUUCAAAUAUUAAGCCACCCAUUCUUAGGAGAAAUUUUGAGAAAGUACAAGUAUUAUAUGCAGAGUCUCGCAUCGUUAGGGACUUGGUGCCUUACCCGAGGCACUUGAUUGGUUUGGUUCUAAAACAUAGCUACGAAGGUGAGUUGCCAAAUUCACUGAGCAAUCUGAAGUAUCUUAAGUAUUUGGAUAUCUCAAGAUGCUACAAUAUGAAUAAAUUACCUGAUUACAUUGCAAGACUCUAUAACUUGCAGACAUUGAGCGUCCAGAGCGCAACACAGCUUCCUAGAAAUAUUUGCAACUUAAUCAAUUUAAGACAUAUUCUGGUCUUUGAUAGUUAUUACAAUGACGUUGAGAGUUCGGACAUGUUUUCUGGGAUAGAGAGGUUAAGUUGUCUUCAAACGCUGCCUCAUUUUGUUGUGAGUAGAGAUCAUCAAUGUGUUAUUGGACAACUGGGAAGUUUCAAAAAUCUUCAAGGUACUCUAAGGCUUUUUGCCCUUGGUGAUGUAGAGAAUAUGGAAGAAGCUAGUAAGACGAGUUUGCAUACAAAAUCGAAUAUUGAGCAUUUAAAGUUAGUCUGGAAAAAGAAUGAAGAUGUGAUGGGAAAAAAAGAAUACAACCAUGAGGAUGUGAUGGAAGGAUUACAACCUCAUGCAAAUCUAAAAGAAUUGACUGUUGAGAACUUUACGGGAAAGAAGUUUGCAACUUGGAUUACAAUCAUGACAAACUUGGAAUUUAUCACAUUCAGAAAUUGUAAAAGAUGUGAAGAGUUUCCACAGCUGGGUCAUCUUCCUAAGUUGAGAAAGAUUUUUAUAAAGGGGAUGGAUAACGUCAAGGUUAUAAGCAGCCAUUUAUGUGGAAGUCAAGGUGGCAUUAGUGGUGAAUUAAAUGAAAAUGGGGCAGAAGAAACAGUUGCAACAAUGUAUCCGUCAUUGACACAUCUUUAUUUACGCAAUUCGCCAAAGCUAGAAGAAUGGGUAGACCCAGCUAUGGAUACAAGCGGUGAAGACCCAAACAAUGUGCUAGCAUUCCCUAAACUCGAGGUGUUAGAUAUUAAGAGAUGUUCAAAGUUGAGAAGGAUUCCGGGUAGUUGUUAUCCGUUGAUGAAGACACUGCAUAUCAGAGACUUGGACAGCAGCAAGCUACUGGAAUCAUUGAGCAAAAAGGCAUGCGGUCUCACAUAUCUACAACUGCAGAAUAUCAGUGGCGGAGUAGGGUGCUCUUCUUCUUCAAGUAUGAACUGCAUAAUGGGCGAGCUCUUGGAAAACAAUUCUGUGUCUUUGAAAACUUUGAGUGUAGGAAAGUUACAGGGAUUGACAUAUUUGACACUCGGCGUAGGUUUAAAGAGCUUACUAGUGAUUGAUUUGCCUGACCUGAAUACUAUUAAUGUCAUCAAAGAUCUUUCUAUUUGGGGGUGUCCGAACUAUGAGGUGUUUGCCCAAAGUGUGAGUUCAGCAAUUGAAUGUUUGACAUUGGGAGGCUUCUCGGAGGAUUUAGAUGAAUUCCCAUGGCCCUUAUCCUUUUCUUUUCCCAAUGUAAUCGAGCUCACAGUGUGGGGGUGGGAAAAGCUAAAGUGGAUAGUGGAUGAAGAGCAACCUGAUGAUUAUCUCUCCUCCAUCUUCCCUUCCUUGCGUGAAUUACAUAUACACUGGUUUCAGGGAGUGAAAUCUCUUCCCAUUUCACUAGCGAAGCUUCCUUUUCUGGAGAGGUUAUCUAUUGUGAAGUGUGAAAAUAUGGAAAGCUUGCCAAACUUCCAUGACAACUUGCAGUUCCUGUGGAUAGGUGGAUGUCCUAUAAUAAAAGAAAGAUACAGGAAGGGUAGUGGCCCGGAAUGGUCCAAAAUCCAACACAUCAAACAGAUAGAUGGGCUCGAUUGAUGAAAGUAAACACACAUGCCGACUGACGAGCAGAUGAUGCUGUGGUAGAAAAAGACAAACAACAGUCACAGGUGAUGAAUCCUACUGAGUACUGAAGCAGGCCUGUUUUGUUUGUUUCAUCGGCCAGACUAUAAGCACUUGUGCAAAAUGCAUUAGAUUCACUUACCAAAUUCAUUGAAAAUGGAGUGUGUAAGGGGACUGAACUUUCUUGAAGAUGUUCUUGCUGGUAUGGAUCAGGCUGUUCCUGAUGGUGUUGACGUCAUUUCAAUUUCCAUGGGUUUGAUGAUAUGCCUUUGUAUGAAGAUCCUAUUGCUAUAGCUUCUUUCGGAGCCAUGGAAAGAGGUGUGUUUGUUUCAUCUUCAGCUGGAAAUGAUGGCCCUGAUCCUGGAUCCUGGAUAUCUGCAUAAUGUUAUUCCAUGGGUCUUAGUAGUUGCAGCAGGCUCCAUUGAUCAAACAUCUGGAGGAAACUUGAUUUUGGGAAAUGGGGUAAGCCUCACUGGCUGGACCAUGUUCCCUGCUAAAGCUUUGGUGAAAGAUGUCCCUCUUUUCUACUACAAAAAUAUUUCUACUUGCGAUUCUGCUAAGAGAUUAGCGUUACUAAGUCAAACGUAAGGAAUAAAUUUUCCUUACGUUAUCAUUGUAUGUAAAAAUAAAUUUUCCUCAGCUUUUAAGAUGUUGUCAUAUGUUGCCAAGUCAAACGCGGUUGCUGGUAUCAUUAUAUCAGUCGA
Molecule: messenger RNA, 3248 nt
Organism: Daucus carota subsp. sativus
Lineage: Eukaryota; Viridiplantae; Streptophyta; Magnoliopsida; Apiales; Apiaceae
Product: putative disease resistance protein RGA1
Exons: 2
Coding region: 1-2520 (839 amino acids)
Biological process (GO): defense response to other organism
Molecular function (GO): ADP binding
Source: RefSeq, a predicted model, not a curated record